Molecule: messenger RNA, 1354 nt
Organism: Rhopilema esculentum
Lineage: Eukaryota; Metazoa; Cnidaria; Scyphozoa; Rhizostomeae; Rhizostomatidae
Product: mucin-like protein
Molecular function (GO): calcium ion binding
Source: RefSeq, a predicted model, not a curated record
CCAUGAGGUCCCAAUAUGGAGAAACUCGAUCACUUCCCCUUGCAGAUCGAGUCACAGAAUAGAGAUCGAGUAUCGCAUGGACAGGUACUUAAAAGGGUAUCGAUUGCCAGUACUUUUCUCUCUUUACACAGAAUCAGUCGAAACAGUCUGAUUUCAGGUCAGCUCUCUGAAAUGCUGAAGAUGCAGAAGUCACAAAUCGUAAUUUUAUUUUUGGUUUUCUUUCUCGGUUUUAGUUCUGCUGGCAGAAGAAGAUGGGGGCGGCGUAGAACCCCCCCACCGCCCCCAAGAGUUGAUGGAGGCUGGAGUGGAUGGGGGCCAUUCAGUGGUUGCAACAAAGCAUGCGGAGGAGGAGUGAUGCACCAGUAUAGACACUGCAACAACCCACCGCCGGCGAACGGAGGAAGCUACUGCCCAGGCACCAACGUCAACUCAGUGCCAUGUAACAUAGGCGGCUGUAUAUUGAAUGGAGGAUGGAGCGGAUGGGGGCCAUUUGGUGCUUGCAGUAAAACAUGCGGAAGCGGAGUGAUGCAUCAGUACAGGCAAUGCAACAAUCCAUCGCCGGCGAACGGAGGAAGCUACUGCCCAGGCACCAAUGUCAACUCAGUGCCAUGUAACACACACAGCUGUCCGAUAGAUGGAGGAUGGAGUGGAUGGGGAUCCCCACAACCAUGCAGUAAAACUUGCGGAGGAGGUGUCAUCUUGCGUCACCGCUCUUGUACUAAUCCAAGCCCGGCAAAUGGUGGUAGGACUUGUCCCGGCUCGUCGACUAUGCCAAGUUUCUGUAACGUACAUGGCUGUCCAGAAAAACCAAAUUCCCAAAUUAUUAUGGCACCCGAUGGCACGAAAUAUCAGCUUGUUGGCUGCUUCGACAAUUCUGUUGACCGGCUAAAAGAGAUGCUUAUCACAGAGAGAGAUCACACCAGUCAUGUCUGGAACGGCGAAUGGGUUGAUUGGGAUAACUGGAAUAGCUAUAUGGAAAAUUCCCUUAACCGGUGUGCUGUAAAAGCCCAUUCCAAGAAGUUCCGCGUUUUUGGAAUGUCUUAUUACGCUGAAUGUUGGGUGGACAGGACAGUUUCAAACGCUAUGGCAACAUUCACACCAGACCUAAAGGAUCUAUCAAAAUGUGUGAAAGAAGGGUACAAAGAUUGUUCAAUGGGGGACACACGAUGCAUCGGAAAGCAUUAUGGGAUUGCAGUGUACCAGAUCAUUGAAAAAUGAAAUGAUAAGGUACCCAUGAUGGAGCAACCUCUUAGAAUUGGCUUUCACACUCGCAGCAAAGUUGUUUUACUUUGAAGUAGAUGUGUAGUUGACAUGUAAAAAAACUUCUUGAAUGAAACAACAUGAAGCAUGUAUA